CUGGAUUCCAGUUCAAGUGUUAAAGCCUGUGGAAAAAAGAUAGACUUAUUAGCUAUAUCACAGGAAUAUUAUACAGUUUAACGGGAGAUAAUUGUGUUUAUUCUCUAGGAUAUUCAAGCAAAUAACAGAAAAAAUAGAUAUGGAUACUCAUCAAACAUACUUCUACAUGAAGCUUGCACUGUCAGAUUAAACCCCCUCCUUAUCAUUUAGGAAGAAAUAAUCGUGCGGAGUUACAAAGUUGUGUUCACCAAAUGUAAGGUAGACGUAUCAGCGCCGAUGGAAUCGAUGGAAUUUGACAAGAUCAGCACAGUGGUUCUUACGCUGAAAUUAUUGAGCGAAAAUCUGAUAGUUUCUCUACGACAGGUGUUUGUGUCAUACCGCGCAAGCUCGUAGCAGAAGAGACACGAUAAUGUGAACACUGUAUUUCGCUGUUAGAAUUAUAACCUUAAAAUCUCUUGCAAAAUGGAAUGGCCGUGACAGCGUACGGAUAUUGGAAUACAUUUUGGUGAUCACAACAUAAUGAAUAUCUUCAAAGCAAUUGUUCUAGAUAAUCACAUCCAUUGAGAAGGAUUAAAACCCUUUCUCAUAGGGCUAAUCUCCUGAAAAGAAAAUUAAUAGGAUAUUUUAUCCGGAUUGCGUCAGGAAAACGUGAAGCACUAAAACUUUAACAGGAUAUUAAUUCUGGUAGCUGACAUUCAUUACCACAAAAGGCAUCGUACAAGAUGGAUGUAAGAAAUUUCUGAGGACAAUGUUUCCGUUUGAUGGGAACACACUAUCUGGAAGUUCAAUACCGAGGGCGAGGUUUGGCAGAAGUAGUGGCAAGGGACCAGUUUUUGAACAUUUGUUAUCUACUACUGUUAAAACGACAACACAAGAAAAAAUAGCGGAUGUCUAUGACGUGAAUGAAAUGGUAGAUAUGGAUACACGGCUUGGAAAUGGAAUGGGAGUAGCAGGGGAUUUGGACAAUAAAUAUGCUGCAAAUGUUGAAUCAGCGGGUAUUACUUUAGAUUUGUUAUCGAAUACAUCGAAUAAUUUUUCCGGUUAUUCGGAAACGACAGACUCUGGUUUAAACCUGAGUUCUUGGUUUGGCUGUGAUAUAUUCAACGACAGUUCGUGUUGGAACACUUCCGACUCAAACUCUACGUUGACACCAGAAGAGGAAUUUCCUGAACAUGCGUACUGGACGCUGUGCUUGCUACUGUUUCCAGUGUUUACUGUGUUUGGUAAUAUUCUUGUGGUUCUAAGCGUGUACAGGGAGCGGAGUUUGCGCCAUGUUACAAACUAUUUUAUUUGUUCGCUAGCCGUGGCGGACAUACUUGUAGCAGUUAUUGUGAUGCCACCGGCGGUGUUCAUGGAGGUCACAAAAUACUGGAGUUUGAGUGAUGAACUGUGUGAUGCCUGGGUAGCGUUUGACGUCAUGGCUUGUACUGCCUCCAUUCUUAAUCUUACCGCCAUAAGUGUUGACAGAUUUAUCGCCGUUACACAGCCUAUCAAAUAUGCUAAGCACAAGAAUUCUAAACGAGUGCAAGUGAUGCUAGCACUUACUUGGGUUGUUUCCGUAGCCAUAGCUGCCCCAAUCGCUCUUGGAGUUAACUAUUCAGACGCACGGACACCUGGUUCAUGUAGCUUCUUUAAUUCUGAUUUCUUAAUAUAUUCGUCCAUGGGUUCAUUUUAUAUUCCAUCACUGAUAAUGAUAUUUCUAUACUGGAGAAUUUAUAGAGUGUUACGAUUACGAGCUAAAAGGUCAUUAGCACAUAAGAAAGCUAGAUCCAUAGAUACACAGACGUUGACUAAUGUAAUAGAAAAUCAAGCUGUUAGUGAACCAACUGUCAAAACUGGUCUUGCCAAAAUGGACAACGGAAAGGUUUCUAGUUACAAUACAACCACAAAUAAUUUUGACAAAUCUAACCAUAGAGAGGUUCAUGAGACCCAUAUAGACGAUCCGUCAACCUCUAACCCUCCAACAGACUCUCAAGAAAAAGAUGAAGAGAGUGAUUCUAAAAGCCCAGUACAUUUACCAGCACAAGGCGAACUUAUAAUUAACCCUGUUGCUGAAGAUAUUGAACGACAAGAACAAUUAUCAUUUAAGAAAAACGAGUCGUCGCCAGUGAUAUCACUUCCAGAGGUGGAGGAAACAAAUUUUGUUUCUAAAGACGGUAAAACUGUGAAUCAGGACAAUAAGGAGGACAGUAGUAGUGGUGAAAAAACUAGUUCUGACGGCAAAGGACGACGGAAAAAAGAGAAGAAAAAUAUGACAAAAUUUAAUUUUCACAUGAGAACCAGUCGGAAACGAAAGGAGAAAUCAUCUUCUAGACGAGAAAGAAAAGCAACAAAAACAUUAGCAAUUGUUUUAGGUGUGUUUUUACUCUGCUGGUGGCCUUUCUUCACUGUGAACAUUAUGCGGGCGAUAUGUCUCCGUUAUCAAGUGUUAAAUUAUCCAUCCUGUGACAUUGACCCUUAUCUGAUGGGAUUCUUUGUUUGGUUAGGCUAUAUAAACAGCUUCUUGAAUCCUCUCAUCUACACAAUAUUUAACCCGGAAUUCAGAAAAGCCUUUAAGAAAAUACUCAGCGACCCUCUGAAGAAGAGAUAUUAAAGUCUUAAAAAAGUAGGGUGUGUAAAAUAUUUUCCAUUAAACUGAUUAUGUCAUUGAAUUACAGUUUAUUUAAUACACUAAUUUAUGGAUACUUGUCUAAUUUAUUUUAAACAAAACAUACAUUUUUCUUAAAUGAUUUGUUUGGGAACAUUCCUGCUUAAGGUAUGUAAGGCACAAAAACCAUUUGCAAAGGUUUUGCUGAAAAUCCUGUUCGCAUUAAUGAAGACAGAAAUGAAUUGAGCAUUUACUUUGGCAUAGAAAACCAUUAUACUUUGAAAUGCAAGAUAUAUUUUUAUUUAGACAUUGUCCAAGUAAGUAGGGCAGUAUUUAUAUAAAAAAUAUUAGAAAUCACUAACUUUCAAAACACGUGAAAUUAUAAGCGCAGCUAUAUAAUAUCCACAUUACUAUAUAGCAUAAAUGAUGUUACACCAAUCCUCCUAACACAACGUCAUUUCCCGUACAUUUCCUUGGGCAAUACUUUAAUUUCACUUGUGUUUGUAAGUUAAUUUAUGAGGUACAUUUUAUAUUGUAGCCAUGUUGGAACUUUGUUGCUAGUUUCUUAUUUCACUUAUCCUCUACUAUAUUUGUGAAGUUAGCCUUGAAUAUAUAACUUUUGCAGUACCACCACCCAUACAUCAUAUCGAACAUGCCGCCUUAAACACGUCAGACUAUGAACUUAUGUUAGUACUUUUUAUACUAAUUCUAAAAACUUCGAACUUAAUUCAGCAAUUUUACUCAUAGUUAUCUAAAAAUGGUAUGCUUCUGUUUGUAUUGAGUUUAUUAGGUUUUUUUUUAUCAGCCGGCAGUAUGGAAUGUCAUUUUAUUUGAUGUCCAAGUAUAAUCUGAAAUCAACUGGUUUUGUUUUACUUAAUGGCUAUAUAUCAGUUAAGGCAUUAGCAUGUUUGGAAACAAAUGUUUACUCACCUGCAGGCAGCUCAUAAGAAAAUUCCAGUUUUUAGUACUAGACAGAUACAUCUUAAAAUAAGGACAUAUCUCAUGAUAUUUUGAAGUUCAAUGUUCUUUAAAUUGUGGGGUAAAGUAAGGAUGUUGGACUUGUCAUCACCUGUCGUGAACAAACCUACAAAGCGAGUCUGUUUUUAUUUUUGAUAGGUUGGUUGAAAUAUGUAUUUUUUCAACGGAUCGGCUUAUAGAUCUGUUUAAUAUACAUGUAUUGACAAUUGAAAGUAGCACAUUGGGUCAAACGUGAUAUGUUAUUAUAAGUUUGACCUUAUAUAAUAAAUGAUUAGAAUAAAUCUUAGAACAGAUCGACCAAUUCACUAGAAUCCGGGUUCGUUGAGAGCAUAAAAAAGACAUCAACUAGUAAAAGGGAAAUGUUAAUCAUUUUUCCAUAUGGACUUUUCAGCUACGCAAAAGGCUACAGCAAAAUGAACCAAUCCCAGAACAUCGCUAAAUAUAGCCGAGUUUAAUAAUGUAUACGAAUUGACGGUUUGACCGGCUAUUAUAAUAGUUGUACAAUGAUGGAGCUUUAUACACUGGUCGUCCGUACUGUGCAACGUCGUAUAUUCCUACUGGCUGCUUUGGCAAGUUAUUGUUAGUAAAUUUGCAAUGACAUUCUUCUUUGCACAGGUUUUAAAUGCUGAAGUAAAAGUCUAAUGAUAAAUAUAAUGUGGCAUUGUUUACUAUAAGGGGUCAUUCUGACCAACGUGAAUAUAAUAUGAAAUGGUAAGGGGCCAUUCUGGCAAACAUAAAUAGCAUGGCAUUGUAUGCAGUGAGACCAGAAUAUAUUGUAACAUUGUGUGCAAACAGUGGCAAGAAUGGCCAACCUGAGUAUAAUGCGAUAUUGUGUGCAGAGAAAGGCCAUAAUGGCCAAUCUGAAUUCAUAUAGCAUUUUGUUGUUGCUGAAAAUCUGUUGUUCGCUGGAUAUAUAAGGUAUUCUAUAAGAAACAACAGCAAAUAAUGUCCUUGUUUCGGUUACAGGUAUAAAUAUUACAUUUUGUAGUUUUGAAAAUCUAUAUACAUGACGUCGAGUCAGUAUUUCUUUUAUUACUAUAUGACAUUCUGACAUGCGCAAAACUGAAAUACAGCAUACAUUUUGACAUGCGCAAAACUGAAAUCUUUAGGUUGACCUACCAGGUUAAAAUUAAGUCUUUCAAAAAUAUAAAUUUACAGUGUGUUGGCUUUUGGCCUGAGGUGUAAAGUUUGUAUAUGUUUGUGCAAAAAGAUAUUGAAAAAUCCAUCAUAUUUGAAAAUGUUUACAUAUCAUAAUAUAUCACUAUACGAAACCUUCCCUAAAAGUGUUGCCACUCUUUAAAUAGUUAGCUUUCGGCCAAAUGGAUAUAAAUAUAUCUAACUUGCCAAGAAAAGCGAGGAAGAUUCAUUAAAUAUUCAAACGACUUACAGCUACAUAUCCAACUUUCGCACUUAGCGCUCCUUUUAUUGAUGCCGAAAUAUUUCUUCGUGUUCAUUGAUAAAAAUUACAUGGUGUUUAUAUUCAUGUUACAGGAAAUGCUUUCUCUAAAAAGCCAUAUUAGUGUUAUGACUAUUGUCAUUCACUAAAUGAUUUUAUUAAUUAGGCGAUUUCAUAUUGACUUUUAUGGUCAGUAUGAGACUACUUGCCGAUACAAUACAACAGUCAAAUGUCAAAUUAUAACUCAUGACUUUUAUUUUGUAACUAUAGAUGUUUAUUUUAAAAAAAUGUAUCAGCUUCAUUAAUCAAUGCGAACUUGUUUUUUAACAACUUCGAGAAACCUGAAAGACAUUGUUGUGCUUUUUCCAGAAUAUGAACUGCCUUUCAAAGAAGAAAAUUUCUAGCAGACUAACCUUUAUGUUAAACUUCUCUUCUCUUCUGUGGAAGUAUUACUGUCAAGCCUAAAGGUCAAACUGCAAUCAGGUUGUCUUUCACAGCAAAGUUAACACAUUGCAGGGUUCAGUUUUUACAAGUCAAUUCGCAUUUUGAAACUGAACAUUGGUUUUGAAAUUUCGCCUGCCGGCUUGCAUGUUCCAAGAAAAAUGCUGGAGAUACUCGCGUGCAGAUUCCAUCACCCCGUUUUUAGUUUAGUUUUUUAGAUCACUCGAUGUCCGGCGUCUGUCUGUCUGUCCGUCAACAUUUAGCUUGUGUAUGUGAUAGAGGCUGUAUUUUUCAACUGAUCUUCAUGACAUUUGGUCAGAAUGAUAACCUUGAUGAAAUCUAGGUCAAGUUCGAAAAUGGGUCAUCUAGGGUCAAAAACUAGGUCACAUCAAAGAAAAAACAUUGUGUAUGCGAUAGAGGCUGUAUUUUUGAAGUAAUCUUCAUGAAUUCUGGUCAGAAUGAUUUCCCUGAUGAAAUCUAGGCCGAGUUCGAAAAUGGAUCAUCUGGGGUCAAAAACUAGGUCACUAGGUUAAAUUAAAGAAAAACUUUGUGUAUGCGAUAGAGGCUGUAUUUUUCAAGUAAUCUUCAUGAAUUUUGGUCAGAAUGAUAACCUUGAUGAAAUCUAGGCCGAGUUUGAAAAUGGGUCAUCUGGGGUCAAAAACUAGGUCAAAUUUAAGAAAAACCUUGUGUAUGCGAUAUAGGCUGCAUUUUUCAAUUAAUUUUCAUGAAUUUUGGUUAGAAUGAUUGCCUUGAUGAAAUCUAGGUCAGCUUCGAAUAUGGGUUAUCUAGGGUCAAAAAGUAGGUCAUUAGGUCAAAUCAAAGAACAAACCUUGUGUAUGCGAUAGAGGCUAUAUUUUUCAAUUGAUCUUCAUGAAAUUCAGUCAGAAUGAUUGCCUUGAUAAAAUCUUGGUCAAGUUUGAAUAUGGGUCAUCUUGGGUCAAAAAUUAGGUCACUAGGUCAAAUCAAAGAAAACCCUUGUGUAUGCAAUAGAGGCUGUAUUUUUCAAUUGAUCUUUAUGAAAUUUGGUCAGAAUUAUUGCCUUGAUAAAAUCUAGGUAGAGUAGGGUCAUCUGGGGUCAAAAACUAGGUCACUGGGUCAAAUAAAAGAAAUACUUGUGUUUGCUCCAAUUUUAAUGAUACUUGGUCAGAAUAUUUUUUUCCAUGCAAUCACUAGGUCUAUGUUUACACUGUUAUGGUGUAUUAUGGUGUGUUUCUCAGGUGAGCGACCCAGGGCCAUCUUGGCCCUCUUGUUUAACGUAUUGUGAUUAUCACUAAUUAGGAAUGGUUUAAUUGCUGGGUUAAAGCGCAGUGAAUAAACAAUCAAGAAAAUAAUCUUAUUUUGUCAAAACUUAGAGCAUAGUUUUCAAGACGGCAAGUUUUGUAGACAAAAAAACGGAUCCGGAUAUACGCCAAGAUUUGUAUGGUAUUGAUCAUUUCGAGGUAGUUGAGAUGAAGCAAACUGUAGCCAAAUUCAUUAAUUAGUGUAGCAAAUAUCAUAAAGCUAAUUAAGAAAUAUAUGUAAAAUAUGUUAGUCUGCACAUAAAAUAUCAACGUUUUUCGUUUUUGUUUUCGCUUUUCCUGGUUUAUUUAUAUUUAUAUUAAAACUUGACCAUAUACGCUGAAUAACUGAUUGCUUUACGUUGUUUAUCGUCUCAUUUACAACGGUUCAGAUUUCAGAUGCGCAGGAAUUGAACUGCGAGUGCGUUAAAUAUCCAGCCAUCUUGGAGAUAAGUCGUGGUAAAUCAAUCAAACUACAAUAAUGCGUUGUUUAUAUUCUAACACUUGUAUUUAACCAAACUGAUAAAAACUAUACUGAACUUCAUUUAUCGAAGUGCUAAUGAAUCGAGCGUCUUUCAGCUGUUCGACGUCGUAACUGAUGUCAUUACAUAUUCUCAUGUUCUUUGCGUCAACCGUCGUAUAUCGCAGAAUAUUCCAUACCUAACACCUUUCUUUGCUGAAAUAACAAAUAAACGAGACAUGUUAUAAUAUAUCAUUAGAAUAUUACAUCCAAGAUUGGUCUCGCUAAAUAUUUACUUCAUAAUCUACUUUUUAAACAUUUUGGACAGAGCAUGAUAUAUAAAUUACAAUAUGAUAUAACGGUGAAAACGCGAUAGACGUUUAGCUUAAGUUUAAUGUAACAGAUAUUGUACAAUUAUCUUCGUGUUUAAAAUGCAUUAAAACACAAAAAAAACUACAUUUAAAAAAACUAUAUUUAUAUUUAUCUAAUUUAACUUAUUACAGGUUUAAAGGAUCAUACGGCAAGAUUGCAUACAUGGUGCUAUCAGUCUAGUGUUUGGUUUGAAAAAAAAAAACUAUUUAACUUUCCGCUUGAAAGUGUCCAAAAAUUGUCAGUUCACUUAUAAUAAAAGAUAUUUUACUUACGCCUGCAUUUGACUGAAACUUUCUAAAUUUGUGAUAAGUGCGCAAGUUAAAACAUCAAGUUCCGUAACAAUGCCAUUUUCGCAAACUAUUUACCUUUAAUAAACUCUAUAAGAAGAUCCUUCGGAGGCAUAAGAAGCAACCAGGCAAAAUAAAAACUGAACCGGUUAGAUUGUGUCUGUUUAUGAGAGUACUGAAAUUUGUAAAACCACUCCCGCCUCUGACCUUUAUUUGCACAGAAUUAUUUCCCUUUUCGCACUUAGAAAAUGUCUAAACUUUGUUUUUCAAUAUUUUUUUCAUGUUCUUACAUUGUAUUGGAACUUUGGGAACUUAAUGGAAAUUUACACAGUCAAUACGUAAACAUUUAUUUUUUUUCUCUUUCAUUUUUAUAUAAAGGUUACCAGUAGGUCAGUUUUAACGUUUUCUUAGCACGACUUUUUUUAUUGUAGCAUAUAGCCAAAUAAAGGUUUAUAGCUUUACAAUGGGUAAAUAAAGGGUUGAUUGUAACAUGUUGAACCAGAUACCUACAUUCUUAUGCUGCGUGAUGUCUUAAAAUGUUUACUAUUGAAAUUGUGUUUUGUUAUUGGUUUAUAAUAUUUCGUAAUUUAAAGCAAUGGGCAGACUUUUCGAAUAAAAUUGUUAAACUGUUAUAGCUAAAGGUAUUGUUUGUAUGUGGCUAUCAAUUGUUCAUUUGUUUGUUGAGGAAUAGUUGUUUAUGUGACAUGUGUUAGAAACGAAAAUUCAAUAAUCUGGCCUUAGUCAUAGUUGUGUCACAUAUUCCUUAAGAUAUGAAUGUAUUGCUUGUGCAACGUAGAAUUUAAUUAUGGGAAAAAUAUCUAAUGUGGCUAAAUACUUUAAACACUAGUAGAUACUUUAAUUGAUAAUAAUUUUAUGCAGUCUACAACAUGUCAUUUAUUCAUACUGUUGUAAUGAAAUAUAAAAUGGUACUACAGGACAUUUUAAGAAACACUCAGUGAUUGUUAAUUAAAACUCUUAAAUUGACUGUUUUGUUUAGCAUGAUAAUGGAAUGUUAUAUAGAUAUGUCAUUGUUUGUGAUGUAAUGUUGAGGUUGAUACCGAAAAAAUGGGUAAUUAAUAAUAUAAUGGUAUAAAGUGGUACAACUUAGUAAAAUAAAAUGAUAUGUACGCACGUGAUAAAAUUACGUUAGAAAAACAUUUUGUACGUCACAAACAAUUAACAUUAGAAUACAUUUUACAGAAAAUAAUGUCCAUAUUGAUGUAUUCAGUAACAUAAUUUACAAUACAUGUGUAAUGAAAAAAAUAAACGUCUAAAUGUAUCUGGUCUCUCUUACUACAUUUAUAUCACAUAGUCUAACUGUCUUUAUAGCUUAAGUUUUAUCUUCACAUUUUUUCAUGUCAAAGAUCAAUUUAACUGAAUUCUCAUAACCUCUUGUCACGACCUGUUUUCAAUAGAAAAUAAAUGUUUAUAUUUUGUAAAUAAUGAGAUGUUGAUAGGCUUGUAAUUGAUCUGACUAAUGAAAUAUGCAUUAUUAUAAUGAACAUAAUGAACAUGUUUAAUUCUAAUUUCUGAAUUCGGUAGAUGUAAAUAGGGUAUAAGAGAAGAAGUUAGAUGUUGAUAACGAGAAGUGGAAAUCCGCAGAAAGCAUAUCAUUCUUCGAUUAGGAGGGGAUAUAUUAUUCCAUCAAAAAUGAAAAAAACAAAACGUGGGUUAACAUGGACAGACUUGACAGUACGAUUGUUUGUUUUUGUUGGGUUUAACGCCACAUCAACACAAUUAUAGGUCAUAUGGUCAUUAUGGACUUUCCAGCUUUUAUGGUGGAAGAAGACCCUAGCUGCCCAUUCGUGCAUUAUUUCAUCACGAGCGGGCACCUGAGUAGAAACCACCGACCUUCCGUAAGCCAGCUAGAUGGCUUCUUCACAUGAAGAAUUCAACGCCUCGAGUGAGGCUUCAACCCACAUGAGGGGCAAGUGGUUUGAAGUAAGCGACCUUAACCACUCGGUCACGGAGGCCCCCAAAAUAGUUUAUAGUACCUGAACGCCCUUACAUAACUUACAUAGUGUCAAAAACAUAACAAGCUAUCAAAUAUCAAAAUUGUCAUUCAAAACUUAAUAACACGGAGACAAUGAUUAUCAACAUGAGUUUUCAUUUACUGAUUACGCUACUAUUAGGUGAGGGGCAAGUGAUUUGAAGUCAGCGACCUUAACCACUCGGCCACGGAGGCCCCUCAUAAUACGAUUCUCUGUGAUCCGUAGAUGGUCCUAUAAUUUUGUAGCGUAAUAUGUGUAAGUUCACAUUUACAUCAAAACUGAAAGCAAAUCUCUGUUAGGUAAUUGAUGAAUAUUUGUGCCUAAAUCUCUCACUUCACAGGCCUAUUACCUGUGGACAACAGACGGCCUUAAAUGUUUUUGGGGUCAAGAUACGAAAAACCAAAGUCACAUUGAACAUAAAACUGUAAACAGUUUCCGAUCCAUAUCUGAUUUAUUUUUUUCUUGUUUGAGCUGUUUGGGGCGUAGACUGUAAUCUUUUAUAGGAUAAUUGUCUACGGAGUGAACAGAAGUGGACCGCUACUGGUUUUUGUUCUUUGGUUAGUACCAUGCGAUCGAAAAUUAGGACAUUUUCUGUAAGAUGUCAUAGAAUAAUUGCUGGUAGACAGCCCUGUUGUUUUCGAGGCUUAAUUAUGUACAUACCAGUUGCCUCUCAUAGACCAUCAUGCGGUCAUGUGUGUUUUACAAGCAGGUCUUGUUUAAAUCAGUUUCUGACUAUCUAAUAAAUUCUUCCACACUAUAAUUUCGUACAAUAGUUAUAGCUUUGAAAAUAUUAGUUUUAUUUAUGAAAAUUUCAUCAGGACUUAAUGCAUUUACCUCUUUAUUCCAAGACACUAAUAGCGAGAAAUAACAGUUGUAUCUAUAGUAUACAUUACAGAUGACUGUAGAUGAACGUUUUCUUACACUCUGCAUGUAUUUAUCAGAUGCUUUGAUAUAACUGUAUAAAGAAAAAGUUCUCAGUACUCUGUUAAUCUGUAUGUAUAACGUGGUUAUGAUAACUGUAUGUAUAUAUAUCAGAAAUAAAUUGUUAAC
Messenger RNA from Mercenaria mercenaria, 10839 nucleotides. Its product is annotated as dopamine D2-like receptor. The transcript is spliced from 7 exons. Gene Ontology annotation, molecular function: G protein-coupled receptor activity; dopamine neurotransmitter receptor activity, coupled via Gi/Go. The record is from RefSeq and is a predicted model, not a curated record. The coding region runs from base 749 to 2593 and encodes 614 amino acids. Gene Ontology annotation, cellular component: membrane. Gene Ontology annotation, biological process: adenylate cyclase-activating adrenergic receptor signaling pathway. Lineage: Eukaryota; Metazoa; Mollusca; Bivalvia; Venerida; Veneridae.